GUAUUUUAAUCAACAAUCAAUAGAAGUAUUUGAUAUUGAUUUUAACAGCGCCUUAUGUGUAACAUUUAGCAUGUUACAAUUUCCAUGACAGUCUCUAGUCACUCAAAUUGUAAUAUUAUGCCUCUCAUUUAUAUAUUGCCAUUAAAUUGAAUAGUGCACAGCCUUUAAACACUUUCAGAAAGUCUCUCCAUAACAGGAAGCUUGUCAAGAAGAGUCUCAGAGAUGAAGUUGUAAAAGAUGUGAAUGCUGACACAAAACUCAGUCAGCAAUCACUUUCAUUUUAGUCUGCACACCUCUCGACCUUAACACCGACAAUGAGAAAGGAAUGGGCAGCACGCUUGAAAAAUCAGCUGAAGAAAAGUCCUUUUUAUUCAAAUGCAAUUUUUGGCUUUUUAAUGGUGGGACUUGAGAAGCUCGUGGAGAUGGACUUUGCAUGUCCUUGUAAACCUGUGAUGAACUUGGUGUUUUCCAUCGCAUAUUUUUUAGUUCCUGCUCUGUUCUCCAGCGCACUCAUGUUUUAUAUUCAUAGCCCACAAUGCAAAACACAGUCUCUGCUCUCCACUUUAACCUGCAUCAUUCCAGCUGGUGUUUGGGUCAUGCUGCUGUUCUUUGAUGGACAGUACUACGCCUGUGCCAAAACCUCCUGGGUAGGACUGACGGUUAAGACGGAUAUAUCUGCUUCAACAACAUGGUGUCAGCCUUUGAUCGAUUCUAACAACAUCACUGAAAAGCAAAUGGAUUUUUUUGGCUUUCGAAAUACUUCUCAGUUUGUGGGACUGGGCUUCCUGCUUGUGAUCUCUGUGGCACUAUAUAUAUUUGGAUGUAUAAGGUGUUGCCAUCAAACUGCUGGAACCAAAGAACCUGAAGCUGAACAAGUGGAAAUGGAGGAUCCUGGUCAAAGGUCUGCUCCCCCUCCUGAAGGAUCUGCAUUAAUGGAGGAGGAACGCAGUGCGUCUUCUGAACAGCUGUAAAUACAGAAGCUUUGAACAGAGGUCUCGCAAAGCAUCACUGAAUGUUCACAAACCUCAUGUUUAACAUGGUACCAAAAGGGAAAACAACAAUAUUUGUAGCACAUUCUCAUCCAGCUGCACCACAAAGUUUUGCUUUUGUUUGCAUUUGUUUCUCAGACGUCUUGGCAUCACUGAAAGUAAGAAACCACAUCCUGCAAUUCAGUGCACUGUGUUAAGUAACAUGCUGCUCACAUUUGCUGAGGUUUCUUUUCUUCUUCUUCUUCGUUUUUUUUUUUAUAUGCUUUUAGCUUGGUAUAUUUACUUUGAAGUUUUUAAAAUAAAAAAUGAAAAAUACACUUUGUAACUGA
Molecule: messenger RNA, 1318 nt
Organism: Carassius auratus (goldfish)
Lineage: Eukaryota; Metazoa; Chordata; Actinopteri; Cypriniformes; Cyprinidae
Product: calcium homeostasis modulator protein 6-like
Exons: 2
Coding region: 315-971 (218 amino acids)
Cellular component (GO): plasma membrane
Molecular function (GO): monoatomic cation channel activity
Source: RefSeq, a predicted model, not a curated record